Messenger RNA from Prosopis cineraria, 2074 nucleotides. Its product is annotated as probable serine/threonine-protein kinase At1g01540. Lineage: Eukaryota; Viridiplantae; Streptophyta; Magnoliopsida; Fabales; Fabaceae. Gene Ontology annotation, molecular function: protein kinase activity; ATP binding. The transcript has 7 exons. Gene Ontology annotation, biological process: protein phosphorylation. The coding region runs from base 390 to 1904 and encodes 504 amino acids. The record is from RefSeq and is a predicted model, not a curated record.
ACUUUGACACCAAAAAAAAAACAUCAAUUACAGAAUUGAACAUUCAUGAUUCAACCACAGUUGUUCAAGCUUCAUAAUGCAGGUUACAUACGAAUCAAAUUCAACCUGCUACAGAUUGCCAGAAAUUCAACCUGCUACAAAAUUUUGAGAUGAAAGGCACAGACUUCAAGGUAAAAUGCCAAAAAGUAACAAGAGGAACAUUUUCUUUAUUGUAGGAAGAAAGAGACCCAAAACUCGUAGUUCUCGCUCCACUGGCGCCGUGCGGUUUCACCUUGCUAAUCGCUGCACAAUCACAGACCGUGUUUCCGUUUCACUUGGGGGUGGUUACUGGUUAGUCUUCUCAUCCUCCUCCUCCUUUCAUAAUUUGGGGAGGGGAGAAGAAGAGAACAAUGACGAGCUACGCGUUUCUGAACGAUCAGCUCUCAAAGCAUACUUCAGUUUUUGGGUUAAGACUGUGGGUGCUGCUAGGCGUAUGCGUUGGAGCAGCCAUUGUUUUUUUACUGUUUGUCAUAUCACUCUGGUUCGCUGCAAAGCGCAACAAUGCUUCCAAGCUCAAGUCUAGUCAGAAACCCAACAUACCAAAUGUGUCCAGGGAGAUCCAGGAAAUCCGGCUUGACCAUUCUCGUGAACCAACUAAGCCAGUCCUCUUGCCCUACCCCGACCCACUGCCGGAAUCACAGUCCGAGGCUCUAGAAAGAGCCCAAGCCAUUCUUCUUCAGCAGGAGGACGAAAGCCCAGGAACAGGGCCCCGCAGAAUCCACAUUGAAAUUGGAAAGGGCCACUGCAUUUCGUACCCUGAGAGGGGGGGCGGUUCAUCGCAUGGCAGCGGGGAGGUUCGGUCAGGCGAGCAACUCUCCAUUGCUGCGCCGGAAGUUUCUCAUUUGGGUUGGGGGCAUUGGUACACUCUUCGAGAGCUUGAGGUCUCCACCAAUUUUUUCGCCGAUGAGAACGUCAUAGGUGAAGGAGGCUACGGGAUUGUUUACCGAGGGGUGUUGCAAGAUAAUACCAAUGUUGCUGUUAAAAAUUUGCUAAACAAUAAGGGUCAAGCUGAGAGGGAAUUCAAGGUGGAAGUUGAAGCAAUUGGGCGCGUUCGGCAUAAAAAUUUGGUGAGGUUGCUUGGGUAUUGUGUUGAAGGAGCUCAUAGGAUGCUUGUUUAUGAGUAUGUGGACAAUGGAAAUCUAGAACAGUGGCUUCAUGGAGAUGCCGGCCCUUCUAGUCCCCUGACGUGGGAUAUUCGAAUGAAUAUAAUACUUGGAACUGCAAAAGGGUUGACAUACCUUCACGAGGGCCUUGAGCCGAAAGUUGUUCAUCGUGAUAUCAAGUCCAGCAAUAUAUUGCUUGAUAAGCGAUGGAAUCCGAAAGUUUCUGAUUUUGGGCUUGCAAAACUGUUGGGAUCCGAAAGGAGUUAUGUGACGACUCGCGUGAUGGGAACAUUUGGAUAUGUGGCGCCAGAAUAUGCAAGCACUGGCAUGUUAAACGAAAGAAGCGAUGUGUAUAGCUUUGGAGUCCUUCUUAUGGAGAUCAUCUCUGGUAGAAACCCAGUUGAUUACAGCCGUCCUCCAGGAGAGGUGAACCUGGUUGAGUGGCUGAAGACGAUGGUUACAAACCGGAAUGCAGAAGGUGUUCUGGAUCCUAGGCUACCUGAGAAACCUUCUUCCAGAGCACUGAAGCGUGCCUUGUUAGUAGCUUUACGGUGUGUAGAUCCAAAUGUCCAGAAAAGGCCAAAAAUGGGACACGUUAUACAUAUGCUCGAAGCCGAUGAGUUCCCAUUUCGAGAUGACCGUAGAGCUGGAAGGGAAUAUGGACGGUCCCAGCAGGAUAACACGAGAGAUAGGUUGAUGGAAAAGCGAGUAAGCAAAGCCGGUGACAGCAGUGCAUAUGAAAGUAGUUCCCACACUAUAUAGGUCUUUGAGGAUAAAGCAAGAACUCGAAGGACGGUAGCCUUACUAGGGAUGCUUUAAGCACUGUCUUCUUUACGUGUUAUGUGUAAUGUGUUUGUUAGUCAAUAUGUUGCUACAAGCUACUGGAUGCCGUUUAAUUAAAAGCAGUAAGCCGAUUGUCUUAUCAGCCUAAA